This is a messenger RNA of Salmo salar (Atlantic salmon), 3277 nucleotides long. The record is from RefSeq and is a predicted model, not a curated record. NCBI's taxonomy places the organism in Eukaryota, Metazoa, Chordata, Actinopteri, Salmoniformes, Salmonidae.
AGGAAGAGUAGCUGCUGCUUUUGCAACAGCUAAUGGGGAUCCUAAUAAAAUACCAAAUCUGUGUGUAUUUAACUUAACGUAAGGCGUAAAAGUCUAUCCGUCUAGAGAUCUGUAUAUAAUGACGAGAUGCUCAAGGCAGGCGACAAGUAUAGGUCCAAAAUAAGCUCAUAGAAACGCAUUUGGCAUUUUACAAGUAAGCCUAUGGUCUCAUGAGUCUUCUUAAGUAUCCCCUGUGGAUAGGCCAAGUACCCCAGGUUGGGAACCACUGAUCUAGGCUAUUUUCAUAUUUAACUGGACCACCUAACUACUGCCAUCACCAUCAUGAGUGCAGCCAGGAUAGUCAUGGCUAGAACGAAUCCAGCUUUGGUAAAUUAAGGUCAAAGGUCAUGUGUUUUGCAUUUUACCUAACCCUAACACUUUUUCUCACCUUAACCUAAUUAUCCUAACCUGCUAAGUUAAUUAUUCUAACCUGCCUCAUAAACCCUUCUAACCAUGACCCCGGGAGAGGAGCGAGAAACACCCAUCCAAAGCAAACUUGUGUAAGCUUGGACGGUUUCCAGGGAACCCGUUGCUAUCAACAACGUGGACCAUAAAACACCAAGAAAAAAGCAAUGAGAACCCGAUCAAUCUCACCGCUCCUACAUGUGCACGUGAAUGAGACUAAGCCUGUGCAUGUGCAUGUGAAGAAGAGUAGGAGCCCUGCCAGGACACCACAGACUAAGGGCGAUGGAGGGAACCUGCGACCUACUGCAAAGGUCAAGACACGGGUGCCGUGGAUACCGCCUGGGAAGGCCUCCAUUCGGGAUGCCUCCUACAAAUGGGAGGGGCCGACUCAUCGUCUGGAGAUCACACCAUUACCUCAGCCCGAGAUCUCCCACUCUCCGCUGCGAUUUGCCGACCUCUCGUCAGAGGAAGAGGAAGUGCUGCAUGGACGAAUCAACCAGUACGAGAGGAAGAUUGACAGCCUGAUGACUGAGGUGGAGCUGCAAAGGAAGGAGCAGCUGCUGGAGCGGCAGUCUGAGAAACUUAGCGCCUCCCAGCAGGUCAUCGAGGAGCAGGAGAAGGAGCUGGCCGAGGUGGCCAAUGAGCUGGAGGUCACGGAGAGGGAGAACUCCCACCUGCGCCACUCCAUGGAGAAGAUGCUGGACGAGAGUGACUGCACCAGCAGACUAGAGAGGUCUAUGGAGUCGAUGCAGCUGGAGAAGGACACUCUGCUCAGGAAGUUGAUGGAGGCUGAGAUAGAUGGGACAGAGGCUGCAAUACAGGUGUCAGCCCUCAGAGAGACCGUCACUAAGAUGAGGAGUGUCAGCACCAGCAGGAUGUCUGGGACUGAGUCUUCCCUCCUGGCGCGUCAGAAGGAGCUGCUGCUCCAGAAACUGGAGACGUUUGAGGCCACCAACCGCACGCUGCGCCACCUACUGAGGGAACAGCAUGGACGUGAGCUGGAAUCCACGAGGAUGUCAGAACAGAAAGAUGUACUUCUGAAGAGGCUGACAGACACAGAGGCAGAAAACUCGAAUAUUGUGGUGAAACUCCAAGAGAAGGAGCGGGAGGUGAAGCAACUGACUACGCUUCUGGACACAGAGAAGGAGAAUGCUAAAACCACAGGCGAACUGUCUAAAGUGCUGGAGUCUACUCGGGCCCACUUGCAGAGCCAGUUACGCAGCAAAGAGGCUGACAACAACCGCCUUGCUGUGCAAAUCAAGAACCUGGAGCGGGCGGCCAGUCAGCAGCAGGGAGAGAUGGGUCACCUGCUGGAGCAGUUGCGGGGUGUGAAACUUCAGGCGGAGGCCGACAAAGAGGACCUGAAGAGGGCCACACGGGCCCAGAAACACCGGGCUGAACACAGCGAAGAUACCGCCCGGCAGCUCAGCACCCAGCUACUGGAUGUGGAGAACCAGAUGGCAGAGGCCCUAUCAGCAGCAGAGAACUGCCGUGGUCGCCACGCCCAGGAAAUGAAGGACAAGACUCAGCUAGAGAUGGAGGUCUCAGUCCUCAACAGCCGAAUGUCAGACCUGACACAGCAGCUCCAUGGGAGAGAGGACAAGGGCCGGGCCGAGAGAGAGGGGCUCCUGGACCGCCUGCAUAGUCUCACCACAGAGGGCACCCACGCCAGGCUACAGAACCAGAGCCUCAAGGCCAGGUUAUCUGCUGUGGAGGAGAAGCUGGCUCUGUCCCAGUCAGAGGUACAACAAGUCAAAGCCUCUGUGAAGCAAUACGAGAGCCUGGUAGACAGCUAUAAGACCCAGGUGGUGAAGAUGCGGGCGGAGGCAGACGGGUACUGUGCCAGGCUGGGACAAACGGAAUGCGAGGCGCGGGAUGUCCGGGACCAGAUGGAGAGGGAGUUGGAGGUGGUACGUAGGGAGCUGCUGGGCCGGCUGACAGAGCUGGAGCCUCUUCCUGAGGCACUGCGGCGCUCCGAGGUCCUACUGGAGGAAGCUCAGGACAGGGAACACGCCCAGGAGAGACACAGCACCGAGCUGACCACUGCCCUGUCCGACCUGCGCAUGAAGGUGGAGCAACAAGGCACCCAGGUGGAGCUGGUGAGAGUGAAGAACUCGGUCCUGUUGGAGGAGAACAAACAGCUGCAACACCGUGUGGAGAGUCUGGAGAGGAAGUUGGAGGAGGCCACCAGUCAAAACAGGGACCUGGCGGGGGUGAUCGCCAAGCGGGAGGAGACCAUCCACAGCAACCAUCUCUGUCUGGAGGAGAAGUCCCGUGAGUGCACCCACCUGACCAACCAGCUGGAGGAGGCUCUAGAAGAUGCCCGACUACAGGUGUCCAACACCCGGGAGCGUGCGUCCACCAAAGAGCGCUCCACCCAGUCCAAGGUGGUGGACCUAGAGACACAGUUGAGCAGGACCGCCACAGAACUCACCACCCUACGCCAUAGCAAAGAGGAGGUGGAGCGGCGUUACCAGUCGCGUCUGCAGGAUGUGAAGGAUCGUCUGGAGCAGUCAGACAGCAUCAACAGGAGUCUGCAGAACUACGUCCAGUUCCUCAAAGAAUCCUAUGCCAACGUGUUCGGCGACUUAGCCCUCACCAGCUCUCUGCGGGCCCCCUCUCCUAUCUGAGGGGACCGUCCCCAAAGAUUCUCUCAGAACACACACACAGACACACACACCUAUCCCAUCUGAGGGUACUCUCCCCAAACACACUUAUUUAUCCAGGUCCAUUUUCAGAGGGCUCUUUUCAUCUACAGUGAGGGGGAAAAAGUAUUUGAUCCCCUGCUGAUUUUGUUCGUAUGCCCACUGACAAAGAAAUGAUCAGUCUAUAA